This is a messenger RNA of Schistosoma margrebowiei, 1645 nucleotides long. Lineage: Eukaryota; Metazoa; Platyhelminthes; Trematoda; Strigeidida; Schistosomatidae. The record is from the annotation of a GenBank genome assembly.
CGGUAAACCACAAGGUUAGGGAGAAACAUUGGAUCUCAGCAGCAUCUACCGCACUGAUAGAUGCUCGGAAACUCAUCCCAUCUGGCUCUGAACAUAACGAAGAGCGGAGUCAGCUUAAGCGCAAGCUGACAAGAAGUGUACGCAAUGACUGUGAACAGUGGUGGGUAGCGAAAGCAAGAGAGAUGGAAAAGGCAGCGGCAAUAGGUAAUAGCAGACAAUUGUUCAGACUUGUUAAGGAAACUGGGAUUAGAAACCCGACUGUUAGUGAAACAAUCUGAGAAAGAUGGAGAUAUUAUACAUUCUCAAUCCCGGAGAUUGGAUCGAUGAGCAGAACACUUUAGGGAUCAGUUCAACUGGCCUUCAGCCACACUUCGGUUUCCCAUGAUCUCUAGUCAACCUGAAUGGCAAGUUAAUGUAGGUCCGACUCUUUACGAAGUUGGAAAAGCUAUAGGAAAUCUGAAGCGAGGCAGAGCAGCAGGCCCUGACAGGCUUACUCCUGAUAUUUUUAAGGAUGGUGGUUCAGUAUUAGCAGUGAGAUUAACUGAGGUUUUAGAUAGAAUCUGGGAACUGGACGUAAUCCCAUCUGACUGGUCUCAAUCACUGAUUGUGCCAGUCUAUAAGAAAGGACAAAAGUACUCCUGUGACGAUCACAGAGGAAUCAGUUUGACUAAUAUAGUGUCUAAAAUGUUGGCUUCAAUAAUACUUCGACGCCUAAAUGAAGCUCGUGAAGAGCAGAUUAGAGAAAAUCAGGCUGGUUUUCGACCUGGACGUGGUUGUAUAGAUCAGAUAUUCACACUACGUCAGGUUCUAGAACACAGACACAGGUUUAGACGCCCCACAAUGGUAGUAUUUCUCGACCUUAAGGCGGCAUUCGACUCUAAUGAUCGUAAGGUUGUGUGGCAGUGUUUGUCACUGAAAGGAGUACCAAAGAAGUACAUUAACCCCAUACAGACUCUCUACUCGAACACAACUGGUCUAGUGAAAGCUUAUGGCGAACUGUCAUCAGAAUUGAUUACGUCAAGUGGUGUUCGUCAGGGCUGUCCACUCUCUCCUUUCUUGUUUAACUUUGUCGUUGACGUGCUUUUAGAGAUGACACUUUUCUUAUCUAAAUUUCCAGGGGUUGAACUUCUACCGGGAGGUUCACUUGUUGACUUAGAAUAUGCUGAUGACAUAGUUUUAUUUGAAGACGCUGACAAAAUGCAGUCUUCUGACCACUCUAAGCAACAAUGCAGGCACGUUCGGGAUGCGAUUCUCCCCCUCGAAAUGCAAAAUAUUGCUUCAGAAUUGGGUUGCAUCGACACCCGAACUAAUGAUAAGGAGUGAAGUAGUUGAGCGUUUCGACUGCUCCACUUAUUUUGGAAGUCUCGUCAGCCCUUUUGGUCUGGUGUGUGACGAAAUCUCAACACGGAUACAGGACGCUCGACUAGCUUUUGCCAACUUGCGUCAUUCAUGGCGUAGGCAAGAUAUCCGUCUAUCAACCAAAGGACGGGUUUAUUGCGCAGCAGUUCGUUCUGUCCUACUUUAUGGCAGUGAAACAUGGCCGGUAAGAGUAGAGGAUAUUCGUAAGUUACUAGUAUUCGACUAUAGAUGUCUUCGAAACAUUGCUCGUAUAUCAUGGGACCAUCGAGUAAGUAACACAGUUGUU